AUGCAAUCGAUUCGUGGCAGUACAAGGUUGCUUCAGAGGCAACGUUUCGCCAUCCCCAACACUCUUCGUUUCACUUCGUCUCCGGCAAGCUGGUCUGAUAAUGAAUCGAGGAGUCUAGGAUUUGACUCCUUCCCUUCUACCCGAGCUUUGGGCUCAGCAGCGACGUAUCUCAUUAGCUCGUUGACAAAGGCGAUUUCUUCAUCUUCCGCACUACCUAAACAAAACUUUACUUACACAUCGAGGUGCUUGUCCACCAUUGGAGAUGCCGUUCAAUCUACCCCUGAGUCAGCUUCUGACUUGCCUCCGAGAAUCAAGUUCAAGCGGCUUGAUAAGACCGCCAAGCAUAUAAUGCAGAUUGUAGACAAGGAGGCAGUUGAGGAAGUGAGAACUCGUAGAGAGAUUCCAGAGAUAAGGCCCGGUUACAUUGUUCAGCUUAAAGUGGAAGUGCCUGAGAACAAGAGGCGUGUUUCAACAGUAAAAGGCAUUGUCAUAGCUAGGCGUAAUGCUGGUCUUAACUCUACCUUUAGGAUUAGAAGACUUGUGGCUGGAGUCGGCGUCGAAUCCAUGUUCCCCUUGUAUUCACCAAACCUGAGGGAGAUUAAGGUGUUGGACAAGAAGAAAGUAAGAAGAGCGAAGCUUUAUUACCUUAGGGACAAGAUGAAUGCUCUCAAGAAGCAUUAG
This is a messenger RNA of Microthlaspi erraticum, 681 nucleotides long. The record is from the annotation of a GenBank genome assembly. NCBI's taxonomy places the organism in Eukaryota, Viridiplantae, Streptophyta, Magnoliopsida, Brassicales, Brassicaceae.